This is a messenger RNA of Siniperca chuatsi (mandarin fish), 2951 nucleotides long. It is a transcript of the gene lman2la, whose product is annotated as lectin, mannose-binding 2-like a. Gene Ontology annotation, biological process: endoplasmic reticulum organization; endoplasmic reticulum to Golgi vesicle-mediated transport; Golgi organization. Bases 55 to 1143 code for a protein of 362 amino acids. Gene Ontology annotation, molecular function: D-mannose binding. NCBI's taxonomy places the organism in Eukaryota, Metazoa, Chordata, Actinopteri, Centrarchiformes, Sinipercidae. The transcript is spliced from 9 exons. The record is from RefSeq and is a predicted model, not a curated record. Gene Ontology annotation, cellular component: endoplasmic reticulum-Golgi intermediate compartment; Golgi membrane; COPII-coated ER to Golgi transport vesicle.
AGUGAACCAAUGGGAAGGAAGAUGACGAUUUAGUGGGAUGAGUUUUGACCUACGAUGGCUGCCGUCAGCAGCAACCAUCAUUACAGGGAGUCCAAAACACCAUUCAGACGGAAAAUAAUGCCUUUUAAAUCAUACUGGUCUUUCGCGUUUCUUAUUCUUACUGCAAGUAAGUUUUGUUUUGCCGACGAUGAUCAUGAAAUGGAGGAGUUUUUGAAGCGGGAGUAUUCCCUUUCCAAGCCUUACCAAGGUGUGGGAUCCUUAGGCUCCUCCCACUGGGAGUUGAUGGGGGAUGCCAUGGUAACCACCGACCAGGUGCGCCUCACACCCGACAUGCAGAGCAGGCAGGGGGCAGUAUGGAGCCGCAUUCCUUGCCAUCUGAAGGACUGGGAGAUGCAGGUGCACUUUAAGAUUCACGGGCAAGGGAAGAAGAACCUGAACGGUGAUGGGUUGGCCAUUUGGUACACUAAGGAACGUAUGCAGAAAGGUCCUGUAUUUGGAAAUAUGGACAACUUCACUGGCUUGGGUGUGUUUGUGGACACGUAUCCCAAUGAGGAGAAACACCUAGAGGCGCAGAAGAAAAGAUAUACUCCUCGCGCACAGAGGAUCUUCCCGGUCGUCCUGGCCAUGGUUGGGAACGGCAGCAUCAGCUACGACCACGAGCGGGACGGUCGGCCCACAGAGCUGGGCGGCUGCAACGCCAUGGUGCGCAACCUCAAACAUGACACCUUCCUCUUCAUCCGAUACAUCCGCCGUAGGCUCACGGUGAUGAUCGACAUCGACGGGCAACAUGAGUGGAGGGACUGCCUGGACUUACCCGGGGUGCGACUUCCCCAAGGCUAUUACUUUGGAGCUACAGCCAUCACUGGAGACCUCUCAGAUAACCAUGAUAUCAUUUCCUUGAAACUCUACCAACUGACGGUGUUGCGGAGUAAAAAGGAAGAGGAAGAGGAGGAGGAGGAGAUAACCAUACCCAGUGUAGAUAACAUUGAACUACUCAGAUUGGGUCAGACUGAAGAAGGGAUGAGUGGAGUAGCUAUUUUCUUCACCGUGCUCUUCUCCAUGCUGGGUUGUAUCUUCCUCAUCGUCAUUGGCCUGGUGGUCUACAGCCACUGGAACGAGAGCCGUCGCAAGCGGUUCUACUGAGAAAGAAAAGAUGGGAGAUGGUGAUAACUACUGUGGUCCGUGGACCCAGCUGCACUGAGACGAAAGUGAGACGCUGCUGUCGGCCAGUAGAGCGCAGUAGGUUGUUUCAUCCUGAGGACAACACUAUUUUGACAGGAGAUGGAGUAGAUGUAUCACCUGCUACAAAAAGCCAUUCUCCAACUUUGCCAUUGGUAGUCAUGAAGCAGUGGGAGGACGUUAUUUCACACUUUGCCCUCAGCCCCUGUCUGACACACACCAGUUCGGCCUUACCAUCUCCACCUCUGUACUUGUUACACAGCAGACGUGCCGUAUGUCACAUGACUUCUUAUGAGCAGCUACAUUUUUAUGUUUUGUUACCGUUUGCUGCAUUUGACAAGAUUUUUUUCAAACAAAUUUUCAGAUCACUGAUGUUGAUUUUUUUUUUGGCUUUGAGAAAUAUAAAUAUAUAAGUGUCCAAUGUGUUCCUACCUGCAGUAUGACUUGAAGCGCUGACUAAAUAGCAUUGAAAACCUAUUAUGUCAUCUUUACUGUAGCUCCUUGCUAACUAAAGAUGCUUCUCUACACUUCUUUGCAUUAGAAAAUGUGUCUCAGUGCUUUGUACUCAAUCAUUUUAACUCCAUGUAUGUACUAUAUAGUAUACUGUAUAUUCUCAUCCUGUAGUUGUAGUAUGCAUGACAUUCGUUAUUUUUUUUAUGAAUUGUCUACCGAAUCGUAGAACUUUUUAUGUGUUUAUGUAAAGCAUAUGGAAAACUGACCUCUGUCUCGUUGGCGCAUGUGGUAAAGAUCUGGGUGUUUCAGGGAAAUAUUUAAUUAAAACUUUUAACAAUCUCUCAAAAUGUUUAUUUAUUUAUCACUGUUCCCUUCCCCAGAUUUUAUGCAUGUAUUUUAGGAACAAAAGACUCCUGCACACUUAAAUAGGUUGGUUGACCCACGCAGACCUAUUUAAGAUGGUCUCUCCUUUUGUCUGGUAAAAUAACCUGAUGAAGGUCUGUGUACCGAAACGUUGUUAUUAAAUAUCUCCGACUACAAGUGAAGAGGACAGUGUGCGGGAAUCUUUUGUUCCGCAUUGUCGACCCAUGGUCUUCUCCUACGCACCUGUCGAUUCACAGAUGUGCAUAAAGUUCUGCUUAUUUAUGCAUGUAUUUGAGAAAAUGGAUCAAAGGUUUUUGAUCAGUUUAGAGCAAAUUUUUCUAAAUAUAUUUAAAACAGAUAUUUAAAUGUCAGACAUUGACUUUGCACUGAAGGAAGUGACUAAAGAGAAUUUUAAUGACUAAUUUAUUGUAACUAUUUUCCCUUUAGCUGACGCUUUUUCUUUGCACACUGAGUACUAAAAUGACCUUUUGUUUGUAUUUCUUUUGUGUUCUAUGUAAAAACACCACCUCUGUGUUUCUGUUGACUGUGUCAUGCAGUAUGUGUUUUUGCAGUUAACCAAACAAACAGGCUGUUUUGGCCUCAGGCUGCUGCCUCCUUUGGAUCUUGGUGUUGGUCAGCUGUUGUUGACUCGGCCCCACCUUCUUCUAUAUGUUUUGGAAAUGGCCUCAUGUCAACAUCGUAUAUCUUUUAUGUGGUUCUUUGUUUUCAAUUGUGCAAUGUGUGAGGACUUUCUCAUUUCCUGUAGCCACUUUGACAACCUCCCUACCUUAUUCAUGUUCUAUUGUUUGUUGCCUUUUGUUUGUUGUUUUGUAUAAAAACCGUGUGCCUCAUGUAUCCAUUCAGUGACCCACAAUUUACAUUUUGUAACCAUUCUUGUUUCUUUGUCCUGAACGAUUUGCAUUACGUCAUUAAAGACUAAACAAGACCUACACUGA